AUUCAGUCUCUGAACGGCGAUCGACUAAAGACAACCAAAGAAAGACUACUUUUAUUUGACUUAUUGACGAAAUUAAGGAAAAAGAAGGAAAGAUUUAUAAUGGAAUGCUCAUUUAACGAAUAUCUUGAAAAGAUGAAAAAGGAAAUCAACAACGAGGACAGCUUUUCAUUACGUUCUAUGGAAGAAGGACUGAACGCUUCGCUGACACUUCAAGAAGAUGAUAAAAAUUUGAAAGAUGUUGGUAAUAUAGUUAGUAAAAAAGAUAAGAAAUUAUAUGAACCGAAUUUUGAAUCGGUUGGAGAAGAUAUAACCAGCGUUCUACCAACAACCGACGCCUCUAACUCGACCUUAAAAUUUAUCUCCCCGGAAACUCUUAUUGACGUUGUGCAAGGAAAAUAUAGGCAUUUAUUCAAAUUACACAAGGUCAUUGAUUGCCGCUAUCCGUAUGAAUUCACUGGAGGUCACGUGAUAGGGGCAAGAAAUUUCUCCAGUGAAUCAGGGUUAGCGGCAAAACUUUUUGAAUCUUCAGAAAAUAGCUAUAAGGGUGUCUUGAUAUUCUACUGCGAAUUCUCUUCUCAAAGGGCUCCCGGUAUGGCUAGAGCAAUUAGACGUUUUGAUAGAAAUUUGAACGCUGAUUGUUAUCCACGAUUGUGCUAUCCUCAAAUAUUCGUUAUGGAGGGUGGCUAUAAAAGAUUUUAUGAGAAAUUUCCAGAUAAUUGCAAUCCGGAAGGUUACGUUUCGAUGAUGGCGCCCGAAUAUCGUUUUAGCUUGAAAGCCUAUCGUAGAUCGACGACGUAUAAGGAGAAUUCGUCGAAGAAGACUAGAUCUACUAGAAGAUUAAAUACGGCUGUUCUGCCGCAAAUUCUCAACUUUCCUAAAGUGUGAGACAACCUGUAAAGAGACGACUAUCGUAUCACUAAGAAACUAGAGACAAUACGACAAUAUAUCCUAAUUUAAACGGACGAAACGAACGAAAAACCUAAAAAAAAAACCGACAAAAAAAUGUCAUGAAAAUGAAAAAAAGCACCAAAAAAAUUAUAAAAAAGUGUUUUUUUUUUUAAAAAAAAAAGCAAACAAAUGAAUAUAUAAAAUAUUUCUCUAAUUGUUAUUUAUUUAAA
Molecule: messenger RNA, 1118 nt
Organism: Dimorphilus gyrociliatus
Lineage: Eukaryota; Metazoa; Annelida; Polychaeta; Dinophilidae
Source: the annotation of a GenBank genome assembly